ACGCCUCCGAACUCCAAAGCUAAGAGCAAUGGAGGAGCUGUGGGGGCGGUGGCUCGCGGCCUCCGCGGCCGCGGCAGCCGGCUUCGGGGACCAGAUCGCGGCGGCGUUGGCGGUGGCGCGGACGCGGGCGGUGGCGCCGGUGCUGCAGCUCGCGGUGUGGGCGUGCAUGGCGAUGUCGGUGAUGCUAGUGCUGGAGGUGGCCUACAUGAGCGUCGUCAGCCUCGUCGCCAUCAAGCUGCUGCGGCGAGUGCCGGAGCGGCGGUACAAGUGGGAGCCCAUUUCCGUGGGGAGCGUCGUCGUCGGAGGGGUCGACGACGAGGAGGCGGCGGCGGGGGGCGGGCGGGACGCGGCGUUCCCGAUGGUGCUCGUGCAGAUCCCCAUGUACAAUGAGAAGGAGGUGUACAAGCUCUCCAUUGGAGCUGCAUGUGCUCUCACGUGGCCUCCAGACCGUAUUAUAAUCCAAGUCUUGGAUGAUUCCACUGAUCCUUCAAUUAAGGAUCUAGUGGAGCUUGAGUGCAAGGAUUGGGCGACAAAAAACAUUAACAUAAAGUAUGAGAUCAGAGAUAAUAGGAAGGGGUACAAAGCAGGAGCCUUGAAGAAGGGCAUGGAACAUAUCUACGCCCAACAAUGUGAUUUUGUUGCCAUUUUUGAUGCAGAUUUCCAACCUGAAUCUGAUUUCCUUUUGAAAACAAUACCAUUUCUUGUGCAUAACCCAAAGAUUGGUCUGGUUCAGACACGCUGGGAGUUUGUGAACUAUGAUGUUUGCCUUAUGACAAGGAUACAGAAGAUGUCACUGGACUAUCAUUUCAAAGUAGAGCAGGAAUCAGGCUCAUCUAUGCACGCAUUCUUUGGUUUCAAUGGUACUGCUGGUGUGUGGCGAUUAUCAGCUAUUAACGAAGCAGGAGGUUGGAAGGAUCGCACAACUGUUGAAGAUAUGGACUUGGCUGUACGGGCAAGCCUCAAGGGAUGGCAAUUCCUCUAUGUUGGUGAUAUAAGGGUUAAGAGUGAACUUCCAAGCACCUUCAAAGCCUACCGACAUCAACAGCAUAGGUGGACUUGUGGUGCUGCCAACCUCUUCAGAAAAAUGGCAAAGGAAAUUUUCAAAACCAAGGGCGUAUCUGUAUGGAAAAAACUUCAUCUACUGUACAGCUUUUUCUUCGUGCGGAGAGUCAUCGCUCCCAUCCUGACCUUCCUGUUCUACUGCGUUGUGAUUCCACUGUCCGUCAUGGUCCCUGAAGUCAGCAUUCCUGUCUGGGGGAUGGUCUACAUUCCCACUGCCAUUACCAUCAUGACUGCCGUCAGAAACCCUCGGUCUCUACAUCUGAUGCCAUUGUGGAUUCUAUUCGAGAACGUCAUGGCCAUGCAUCGGAUGCGUGCGGCUCUAACAGGCUUGCUCGAGACCAUGCAUGCCAAUGAGUGGGUUGUUACUGAGAAGGUAGGUGAUCAUGUGAAGGAGAAGCUUCAAGUCCCCCUCCUUGAGCCACUGAAGCCAACAGACUGCGUCGAGAGGAUUUACAUUCCUGAGCUCAUGGUCGCGUUCUACCUGCUGGUAUGCGCCACUUACGACUUCGUGCUCGGGGCCAAGCACUACUACCUGUACAUCUACCUCCAGGCCUUUGCUUUCACUGCGCUGGGAUUCGGUUUCGCUGGGACAUCUACUCCCUGUUCAUAG
Messenger RNA from Oryza brachyantha (malo sina), 1672 nucleotides. RefSeq names its product probable glucomannan 4-beta-mannosyltransferase 4. Lineage: Eukaryota; Viridiplantae; Streptophyta; Magnoliopsida; Poales; Poaceae. The record is from RefSeq and is a predicted model, not a curated record. Gene Ontology annotation, molecular function: mannan synthase activity. The coding region runs from base 29 to 1672 and encodes 547 amino acids. Gene Ontology annotation, cellular component: Golgi apparatus. The transcript is spliced from 9 exons.